GAGAGAGAGAGAGAGAGAGAGAGAGAGAGAGAAUUCCUCUGGAUUCCCGAGGGAAAAAAAUAUUCUUUGUAUCUGUGACUGUCCUUUAAGCCUCCUCCUCCCACCCUUUCUCCCUACUUCUUUCAGUCUGUCUGCCUGUCUAUGUAUCUAUCCAUGUAUUUGUCCGUACCAAGAAACAUUCCUAGAAGCUACAUAUUUGCAAGAGCCGGGAAGAAACUAGAGGAUGCUUAAAUUUCCACAGUGACACGAAUUCUGACAGCCCAGGGGAAAACACACUCACACACACUCACACAUACACACAACAAUCAAAAUCCACCUGUCACAGCGACAGAGGCUCGCGGGCGGGAGAGAGGCACCCAAGAGAAGAGAGAGCCACAGGCCGACUUGAUCAGAGCCAACAAACCCCUUCACUCCAGGACUGUCAGCAUGAGCAAGCCGGCGGGAUCAACAAGUCGCAUUUUAGACAUCCCCUGUAAAGUGUGUGGGGACCGCAGCUCUGGAAAGCACUAUGGGGUAUAUGCCUGUGAUGGAUGCUCGGGGUUUUUCAAACGGAGUAUCAGGAGGAAUCGAACAUACGUCUGCAAAUCUGGAAACCAGGGAGGCUGCCCAGUGGAUAAGACGCACAGAAACCAAUGCAGGGCUUGUCGCUUGAAGAAGUGUUUGGAAGUCAACAUGAACAAAGAUGCUGUACAGCAUGAGCGAGGGCCCAGGACCUCUACUAUCCGAAAGCAGGUUGCCCUGUAUUUCCGCGGCCACAAGGAAGAGAACGGGGCAGCCCCUCACUUCCCUUCCGCAGCCCUGCCUGCCCCGGCUUUCUUCACUGCAGUCACGCAAUUGGAGCAACAUAACCUGGAGCUGGCGGCCGUGUCCGGCACCCCGGAGAGACAAACAUUGGUGGGGCUGGCCCAGCCCACGCCCAAGUAUCCCCAUGAGGUUAAUGGAGCCCCCAUGUAUCUCUAUGAAGUGGCCACUGAGUCUGUAUGUGAAUCAGCAGCCAGACUCCUUUUCAUGAGCAUUAAAUGGGCCAAGAGUGUUCCAGCCUUCUCCACUCUGUCCUUGCAAGAUCAGCUGAUGCUUUUGGAAGAUGCUUGGAGAGAACUGUUUGUUCUAGGAAUAGCACAAUGGGCCAUUCCAGUUGAUGCUAACACUCUACUGGCUGUAUCUGGCAUGAAUGGUGAAAAUACAGAUUCCCAGAAGCUGAGUAAGAUCAUCUCUGAAAUCCAGGCUUUGCAGGAGGUAGUGGCCAGAUUCAGACAACUUCGGCUGGACGCAACUGAAUUUGCCUGUCUCAAAUGCAUUGUCACUUUUAAAGCUGAGAGCCACGGUCUUCUUUCAUGCUGGACCAGCUUUGCAUUUCAUCGCUGCUUUAUACCGUUGCACCCACCUGGAGGUCAACUGACCGACUGGUUCCUGAUCUCUUUUCUAGUACCUACACACAGUGGUUCUGAACUGAGAAGUUUCCGGAAUGCCGCGGCCAUUGCAGCACUUCAAGAUGAAGCUCAGCUAACACUUAACAGUUAUAUCCACACCAGGUAUCCCACUCAACCUUGUCGAUUUGGGAAACUCCUAUUGCUUCUGCCAGCCUUACGCUCCAUUAGCCCAUCUACAAUAGAAGAAGUGUUUUUCAAAAAAACCAUUGGCAAUGUGCCAAUUACGAGACUGCUUUCAGAUAUGUACAAAUCCAGUGAUAUCUAAUCUCUGCUGAAUAUUCAUGGUCUUCAGGAUGGACAGUGUCAGAUGAACUUUUACCUUUGGAGAACAAGCCUCAACUAACAAAACCUUCAGGAAGCAUAAACCUGGGAAUGUGUAGCCUUUGGAGGAAAAAAAAGUAAAAGAAUUAAUUGGCACAAGACUAUUCCAGUAGAUAUGACCUGCUGCCUCUACAGAAGAUUGUAGAUCUGAAGAAAAGGCAUUGCUUGAUAGGACACCCCGAGUGGAGAGAACUCAUCAAUUUCCCUUCUCCCUGGGAGGGGCUCACGACUGUGGUUGCCACUGGCCAUGCUAUUCUAUCACUCACCAAGAAGAUGAUUCUGAUAUAACAAAAGCCAAAAUACAGUAUUUCAUUUUUCCUUUUCAGUAUAUGAAGUUGGAUUACCAAAAAUUACUCUGGAGGUAAUACAAUGUACUGCAGCCUUCAGAAAGUAACUUAAGUUGACAAAUUUGUUCUGAAUACAGUGGGCAACAUUCUAAAUCAAAUACUUCACCAAACACUUUUCUUCUGUUGUAAGACAUUGUCAAGUGGCCUUCAUUAUGAAUUGAAAAGUGUUUUAUGUUAUUGAUUAUCUCCCCCCCCCUUUCUUUUGGCCAUUGAAGGCCAGGCAACCCUAUCAAAUCAACUGGUGAACAUAGAUGACUCUCUCAUCAGGACUGCAGUUUGGAUAACAUCUCAAAGACAGAAGACUUUUGCAAAAAGAAUACAAGUCAAAGAAGGAAGAAUAAAACAGCAAAACCAAAUAAAGCAGAGAUGUCUCUCUGAGUGAGCUGAUUGCUGUCCCGUUGGCAUAGUGCUGAAACCAAAGGCAAUGGGGUCCGAACUCUUGGUCCAAUGAGACAUGCAGAACAGCAACUGAAUAUACACAGCACGCUAGAAUGAACUUCAAAGAGAUAGACACUAAAAGGUUUCUUAAUUGAUAAACUGCUAACAGUCUCUGAGACUCUACAAUGCCUUUCAGAAAACUUUGGGUCCUAAGUAAAGCCUUGUUCACACACACAUACACACACACACACACACACACACACAAUGUUACACUAUACGCUGCUUCUUUGAUAUGAGACUAUACUUAUGGAAAUGUAGAAACAAACAUUUGAAGAUAGCUGCUGUACUUUUCAUGUUUUGAUUUGUUAUUAGAUACUAGCCCUGAGAAAAAUCAGCACUUGGACUAUCAUAGGAUGAGUAAA
This is a messenger RNA of Phascolarctos cinereus (koala), 2898 nucleotides long. The record is from RefSeq and is a predicted model, not a curated record. Lineage: Eukaryota; Metazoa; Chordata; Mammalia; Diprotodontia; Phascolarctidae.